CUUUUUCAUAAAGAAAAAUCCCACUUUCUGUAUUCCAAAUUUCCAGCCCACUCAAAUUCUGUCGCACUUCUCUCUCUUCCCCUGAUCUCAAAGAUCGUCGAUUCGCCAUCAUCAUCAUCAUCAUCAUCAUCGAAUUGCGGUGCAAUAGUUUUCAUAUUAUUCCCAAAUUGAUAUAGAUUAACCUGUCAGGGUGAUUCUAGGAAAAAUGGCUGAGGAUGGGGGAGAAAAGCCAUUGAAGAAGAUUUCUGAAGCAUUCAAAGAUCUAGCCAUCACUCUUAAUUCCGAGGAUUCUGAUCUUAAGGUUGCCCCAUUUUCCCAUGCUUGCUCCCUCGUCUCCCCUUUGUUUGGUUGUCUGGGGUUAGCUUUUAAGUUUGCGGAGAUGGACUAUGUUGCCAAGGUUAAUGAUCUUAUUGAGACCUCAAACUCAAUAACGACAUUACAAGUGCUGGUCGAUCAAGAUAUUCAGGCGAACACUGUUCGGAAACAAGGCAGCCAUACAAGAAAUCUUUUGAAAGUAAAGCGGGGUCUGGACAUGGUCAAAGUACUUUUUGAGAAAAUCAUUGAAACUGAGGGUAAUUCUUUGAAGGAUGCUGCUUCUAAUGCUUACACCCAAGUUUUUGCUCCAUAUCAUGGAUGGGCUAUUAGAAAAGCUGUUGGUGCAGGGAUGUAUGCAUUACCUACUAGGCCGCAGUUGAUGAAAAGGCUGAAUGAGGAUGACGAUUCUGCCCGCGUCCAAAUGCAAAACUACAUUACUUCAUCAGAUGCUGUGAUUGGAUACAUUGACAAGCUGUUCCUAUCGAAAGAACUAGGUAUAGAUUGGUGAAUUCUAGUGGAAUUCUUUGUAACAAUAGACUAUACUUAUAUCUGUAUUGUUAAUGACAUUAUGUAAGCAUAGGCCUGAUACCCUCAUCAAAGUCGCCAUAUGACUCGUGAGGGUUGCUCUAGCUAGGCCUGUGUGACACUAUCUGAUACUCGCUUUCAGUACCGCAAAUGUUACAUUAUGCGUCCUUAACAAAUAUGCAUCUUGUUCUUGUACCAAAAAAUUUGGUAGCACAGUUCAAUGCUUCAAUGUAACUGAUUUCUACAGAAA
Messenger RNA from Spinacia oleracea (spinach), 1090 nucleotides. RefSeq names its product accelerated cell death 11. Gene Ontology annotation, biological process: intermembrane lipid transfer; ceramide transport. NCBI's taxonomy places the organism in Eukaryota, Viridiplantae, Streptophyta, Magnoliopsida, Caryophyllales, Amaranthaceae. The coding region runs from base 206 to 823 and encodes 205 amino acids. The transcript is spliced from 5 exons. Gene Ontology annotation, cellular component: membrane; cytoplasm; cytosol. Gene Ontology annotation, molecular function: ceramide 1-phosphate binding; ceramide 1-phosphate transfer activity. The record is from RefSeq and is a predicted model, not a curated record.